AUGGCACCCAAAGCUCGCGCCCCAGCUCCCAAGCGUCCCGCCAAAUCCAACCACCGCGCCCCCAAACCAAAAGGUCCCCACGCCGCCUCCACCGCCCUCCGCAACAUCCCCACCGAACCCACCGCCAACCCCAACCCCACUACCAAACCCAGCGUCCCCAAAUUCGAUCCCAACACCAACAUCGGCAAAGCCGUCCGUUUCCAAGCUCAAGUCGAAAAGGCGAAAAAAGCGCGCGCGAGAGAGUUGGAACCUUCCAAGAGGCCUCUCCCGCCGCCUGAUGAAUUCGACUUGGAAGCUGUGGAGCAGGAGACCAAGGCGAGGAAAGUGGCGAUGAGGGCGAGGACGGCGAAUAUGGGUGGUAGAGUGGUGAGGGGGGAGGACGAGGUGGCAGGGGCGUUUAUCGUGGAACAAACGGUUCCGGGAUCGAAGAGCGAUAUGUGGGCGAGGUAUCAUAAGCAGCAGAGGGGUGGAGGGGAGGUGGUGAGGAAUGAUGCGAGGGCGAAGGGACCCGGGGUGGAGAGUGUGCUGAAGGCGCAGGGUGGGGGGUUUCAGCCGUUGAGGUGGGAGAAGGAGGGUUGA
Messenger RNA from Zymoseptoria tritici IPO323, 579 nucleotides. RefSeq lists its product as uncharacterized. The record is from RefSeq and is a predicted model, not a curated record. Lineage: Eukaryota; Fungi; Ascomycota; Dothideomycetes; Mycosphaerellales; Mycosphaerellaceae. The transcript is spliced from 2 exons. The coding region runs from base 1 to 579 and encodes 192 amino acids.